UGUGUUCCUGUCAUGUCCUCACUCAUCAAUAUUCCUAUUCCAUUUCUGUAAAAUUCUAUUUCUCACAAUUCCAUUCCAGUUUAUUACUUGUAUUGUGCCCCUUUCUUAAACAUGAAUAAAUAAACAAGUCACUACUUUAUUCACUGAAAUGGACCUUACAGAAUCGAUACAGACAUUAUGUCAGACUUAAAUCUUCUUGAUCUGCCUUUUGAUAUUUUAUCUAAAAUCUUCAAAUUUUUAGCAUUAUCAGAUCUUAGCAAUGUUAUGCUAACAUGUAAAACUUUGAAGACCUUCAUUGCAGAGGAUAAUACAAUCUGGAGAUCUUUCACUAACUUAUUUGUUCACAACAGUGUUGACAACAGGUCCCAGCUACUCUCUUCUUAUAAAUUAUGUAGCGUUUCGCGAAAUUGGUGUAAUGGAAUUUACAAACAGAAAACUCUUCAUCAUAAUACAAAAUACAUGCCCUGGGUGAAGUUUCAUAAUUCUGAAGCUGUGCUAACAGCACUUGGAUCCAAACUAUGUUGUUAUCCCACCGACCAGCAAGGUUUAAAGAAUGUUGGGUAUAUAUGGAGUGUGGAAGUACCAAAAGUUGAACGAAAUGACAUCAGAACAAAUGAUAUAUCAAGAUUUAUGAUAAAAAAUGGCAUACUUCUAUGUGGAAAUAGAGAUGGAUGUGCCAUUGUUUACAAAUAUAAGGGCACAAGGCAAAGGCCAUGCUUGGUCCACCAUAUCCAAGACUGCCAUGAUGGGGGCCAGUCUGAAGUUUCUGCAGUAGAACUCAUUCAUACAGGAGAUAAGACCAUUGCAGUGACUGCUUCUUGCACCAGUCCUAACCUUUGUUACUGGUACAUUAAUGAAAUGGAGCAUGAUAUGAAUGUACCUGAAAAGUUGAAGUUUCACAAAAAUGCAGAUAUAAUUAAAGUAGCUCACAAUGAUAUUGAAGGUUUGAGAUGCCUUUCUGUAAAUACAUCACAAACUAAAUUAGCUAUUGGCCCAGAUGGAAACAGUAAGCCUCUUUUAGUUGAUGUCACAAUGUCGAAAUUUAUCUCCAGCACCAAUGUGUCCCCUGAUGUAAGGCAAGCCGUGCGUGACAUGCAAUGGCAUGAUGAGAAUACAAUUGCUUAUGUCACACAUGCUGGGAAACUACAACUCAUUGAUACUAGAACUUUUGAAGUAGUAUAUGAUUCAAGGGACCCUUUCCUAGUGACUCUGUACUGUGUGAAGACUGAUGGCGAUCGUGCGAUCCUAGCAGGUGCCGCAGAACACUCAAGAUGCGUGUUGUAUGAUCGAAGAAACGCUAAAUGUCAUGUUCAGAUGUACUUCACUUCUAAGAGACCCUCGCCUGUAUACAGUUUGGACUUCGACUCAACUAGGCUUAUAGCAGCAACGGACCUCAACCUUGUCAGUUUAAACUUCAAUAUAUGGGCUGAUAAAAGGAGACAACGAGAUUAUUCUUCUUUCGAUUUUAAGAUUGCUUAAUAAAACUGAAUUGGGUUUAUAAAAAAAAAUCGAAUAGGGUAUUCAAUAAAUUAAUAAAAUUAUUUUAUCUAUA
Leguminivora glycinivorella is the source of this 1552-nucleotide messenger RNA. Its product is annotated as F-box/WD repeat-containing protein 4. The coding region runs from base 178 to 1479 and encodes 433 amino acids. Gene Ontology annotation, biological process: SCF-dependent proteasomal ubiquitin-dependent protein catabolic process. Gene Ontology annotation, molecular function: protein binding. The record is from RefSeq and is a predicted model, not a curated record. Gene Ontology annotation, cellular component: SCF ubiquitin ligase complex. The transcript is spliced from 8 exons. Lineage: Eukaryota; Metazoa; Arthropoda; Insecta; Lepidoptera; Tortricidae.